Molecule: messenger RNA, 711 nt
Organism: Penicillium angulare
Lineage: Eukaryota; Fungi; Ascomycota; Eurotiomycetes; Eurotiales; Aspergillaceae
Product: haloacid dehalogenase
Exons: 1
Coding region: 1-711 (236 amino acids)
Source: RefSeq, a predicted model, not a curated record
AUGCCCGACUCACCUAGAAUAAAAGCCGUUUUCUUCGACUUCAUGGGAACCUGCCUCGACUGGCACUCCAGUGUCAUAAAAUCAAUGCCUACCUCAAUAUCUGCCGAAGAGGCAUCCAAGCUCGCUCUGAAUUGGCGCAGAUUAUACUUCCUCGAGAACGAGGGGCGAUUUCGUCAAAAUCUCGCCCCAGAAGAUAUUGACCUGACAUUGGCACGGGUUUUAGAAACUGCCCUUUUACAAGCGCCUGGUCAACCUAGUUUCAACGCUGACGAGAAAAAACAACUAGUCCAAGCCUGGCAUGCCCAACCAGCUUGGCCCGAGGUUCCAGAGGCAAUUCAAAGCCUUCGAGAUCGUCUAGGUCUUGAGGUUUUCGUCCAUGCAAACGGCACAACUCGCCUCCAGCUAGAUCUGACUCGCUCAUCGGGAUUGAAAUUCAAUAUGCUAUUCUCCAGUAAGCUACUUGGUUUAUAUAAGCCAAAUCUUGAAGCAUAUCGGAAAGCGUUGGAACUUGUCCAGCGCACUCCGGAGGAGGUGGUAAUGGUCGCAGCACAUGCGUAUGAUUUGCGCGCUGCAAAGGCAAUUGGAAUGAAAACAGUUUACAUUCAUAGGUGGACUGAUGACAUUAAUGAAGAUAUGGAGAAGGUUCGGGGUGAAUUCGAUGUAUUCUUAGAGGAUAUGGAAAAGCUGCCGUCUGUGAUUGAGAGUAUGUGA